AUGGCAUGGUCCCGUGAUGACAUGGGCUUUUUCCGAGAUGCCGCGACCGAGGAGGAGGCCUGCAUGAUGCGCGCCUUCGACCAGAAGGCAGGAUCCGAGGUGGCCGCGGCCUGGCGGCGCCUGGCGGAGCCCAGGCGAAAUCGUCUCGUCGACUUCCUGAACGCCGACGGCAUCAAGACCACGCCUGGAUUCCUCCUGUACAACGCCCCGGCUUAUCUGGACAGCGCCAAGCAGAACCCAGGCAACUUUCCCAUGGAGAUGACCUUCGAGGUCCUUUUGCAAGUCUAUGAGAGGGCGGCCAAGGAGUACGAGGGCUCGGACCAGAAGGUCAUCACCAUCAUGGUGGAUGAGCUCGCCAGCUACGCCAAGACCUGCACCGAUGUGGAGGUCUUCCAGUUUGUGAAGUUCGAGAUCGCCAGGACUCCUGGGCAGAAGGGGGACGUCAUGGGCAACGUGAUCAUCAGCCCGUGGCAGCUUCAGAACGACAAGAGCAAGUUGGACGAUUUGGAGAGCGACGCCGGACAGCUCUUCUUGGAGCUGACCCCGCAGACAGGAUUGAAGGAGAACCUCUACCUCAAGCACUUGCAGAAUCAGUUCCCGGAGCUAGGCUUCUUCCGGGAUCAGGAUGAGCCCACGAAGGCUCUGCUGCGCCAGACUCUGGCUCGGCUGCUGGUGGUCUACUGGACUGCCACGGAUCAGCCAGAGGCCUUUACGCGCGGCCAGGACAUCGAGCGCAAGCUCCACGACAGCUCUUGGGGUAAGAUCCGGGAACUCACCAGCUCCUCACUGGAGAGCGGCGAGGUGUUCAACGCUGUCUUGACUGUCAUGGCGGUGAUGGAUGUGGCGAGGCUGCCGAAGUUCCGGACGCAACUUGCGCCCGACUGCUCCACGCCUACGCAGGUGCUCAACCACGUGCUGAACAACUCGCCCAAGGUCCUUCCUUCAUUCGUGCGGAUGCCGCCGGAAGCACAGGCCCUGGCCAGGGACUGCUUGGUCUCGGAGUUCAUCUUCGCCCAGUUCAUCUGGGCGGAGAUCCCACCUGCAAGCGUGACCGCUGUGAAGACGAUGCUUUCGGACUCGCGAGCAAAGCUUGCGAACAAGACAAAGUACCUGGGUGUGUUCUUGUACUGCGUCUUCGUGGAGAUGCCAUGCACCUCGGCGCCAAGACCCAAUGUGGCCAUGGCGCGAUGGCUGCUUUGGGCUUCCUUGGCCUCCCGCGUGCGUGGGGACGGCCCGCUCUUUUCGACAAGCCCUCCGACCGCGGCCACGACCCGAGACCCUUCGCUGCCUGCGGCGCCUGCGGCGCCCGGGCAGGCCCGCAUCGCCGCAGGGUGCUACAGCUCCUAUGCUAUCAAAGAUGACGGUUACCUGUGGUCUUGGGGGAAAAACGACCGUGGCCAGCUCGGAACAGGAGACCUGAACGACCGGGCCGUACCAACUCGGCACGAUCUGCGGGCAGUGGAUGUUGCAGCAGGCUACUACCACGCCAUGGCCAUCGAUGAGAGUGGGGGUCUCUGGACCUGGGGCUACAACUUCAAUGGGCAGCUGGGAACCGGCGACGGUCUGGACCACGCAAGCCCGCAGCAGAUCUUCGCUGCGAAUGCCACAGCGGUGGCCGCAGGGGAAGCGCAGAGCUUGGCGGUCGUGAAUGGCAACCUCUACAGCUGGGGCCACAACUCGAAUGGGCAGACAGGCCGGCAGGGAGACCACAGUAUCCCUGCGCCAGUGGAAGGAAUGACCUCAAUCGUGGAGGUCGCUGCUGGAUUCUACCACAGUUUGGCACUGAGGAGCGACCUCAGCCUCUGGGCUUGGGGCCACAACGGUCACGGUCAGCUUGGGCGGGGCGACACAUCCGACAGCCACACGCCAGUGCCAGUGCUGAUCUUCUCGUCGGUCAUCGCCGUGGCAGCAGGCGACUUCUGUAGCUUCGCACUUCGCGCAGACGGCACACUGUGGGCCUGGGGUGCAAACGAGGAGGGGCAGCUAAACACUGGAGACAGGGAAGACCGGUCCAUUCCAACCCGCAUCCUGAACGGAGUCAUCGCGAUCGCUGCAGGGUCUAAGUCUGCCUUCGCAGUGCUUCAGAGCGGAGCUUUGGUCGCAUGGGGUGACAACACCAGUGGCCUUUUCGGCCCGGGCAUUGCCCUUGCACUGGCCGAUCAGGUGAAAACGUGUCCUUCCACUUUCCCUGCUUGCUAUCAUGACGGCGACUGCGUCGUAGAAGCAUGCCGCCAAGGGUGUUCCUGGGAACGCGCCCCCGGGAUGUCGCCAGAAGGGUCAAGAUACAACUACAUUGACGGCACAGACAACUCGGGAGCGACUUGUGUGUUGGACUACCCAGACACGCAGGGGCUACCGGUGGCCCUGGUUGCCAGUGGCUGCGCGCACAGCCUCUUCGUUUACAGCGAUGGCGCCUUGCAGACUGCUGGCCACAAUGCGCACUUUGCACUUGGGACGGCUGAUCCUUUUCAUUCUGGGUUGGUUAGCGUGUUUCCAACUGGAUCGAUCGUCACUUCCACUCGCAGUUUCACGUCCUCACCUGGCCAGGCUGUAAGCUUUGCUGGGCCGAAGUGGCCUCAGUGGACUUGGUACCAUCUUGGCCCCUUGUGCUGCGUCCUCUCUGCAGCUGCGCAUCCCUGA
Messenger RNA from Symbiodinium natans, 2640 nucleotides. NCBI's taxonomy places the organism in Eukaryota, Dinophyceae, Suessiales, Symbiodiniaceae. The record is from the annotation of a GenBank genome assembly.